GGGAGGAUUAUACAAAAGUCCUGCCAAAACCUCGCUGAGAUGUCGUGCUACCUGCAGCAGUGCCUCCCUCCAGUCUACCAGGACCCCAUCCCCAUCAAGUGUCCGCCAAUGUACGCUGCCAGACACCUGCCACUGCCUACCUGGCACUCGACACUGUGCAUCCCGCAGUAUGUGACCCCCUGUGUCCCCCGGCAGCGGAUCAUGUCCUCCAGCUUCUCCCAACAGCAGUGUGUGACCAAGUGCAUGCCACGGCAGCAGUAUGCAACCAAGUGUGUGCCGCAGCAGCAGUGUGUGACCCAGCGCAUUCUACAGCAGCCAUGCGUAACUCGGUGCGUGACGACCUGCGUGCCGCAGCAGCAGUGUGCGACUCAGGGUGUGUCGCAACAGCCUUGUGUGACCAAGUGUGUGCCGCAGCAGCAGUGUGCUACCAAGUGUGUGCCACAACAGUGCGCAACCAAGUGCACGACCACCUAUGCUCCCCAGCAGCAGUGUGCGACCAAGUGCAUCCCGCAGCAGCAGCAUGUGACCAGGUGUGUGACUACAUGUGUGCCACAGCAGCCGUACCUGACCAAGGGCAUCCCACAGCAGCAGUGUGCAACCAAGUGCAUCCCACAGCAGUGUGUGACCACGUACAACCCCCAGCAGCAGUGUGCAACCAGAUGUGUCACCACGUGUGUCCCGCAGCAGCGUGCAAGCAAGUGUGUCUCGCACCAAUUUGUGACCGCUUGUGCCCCACAGCCAUGUGCCACCACGUACGUCCCUCAGCAAUGUGCGACCAGGUGUGUGACCAAGUGUAUUCCACAGCAGUGUGCCACCAAGUGUCCUACCAUUUGUAUCCCGCAGCAGUGUGAAACAGCUUGUGUCCCACAGCAGCAGUGUGCAACCAAAUACAUCCCACAACAGCCAUGUGUGACCAAGUGUGUCCCACAGCAGCAGUGUGCCACCAAAUGUGUCCCGCAGCAGCAGUGUGUGACCAAAUGUGCCCCACAGCAGCCGUGUGCCACCAAGUGUGUCCCACAGCAGCGGUGUGCCACCAAAUGUGUCCCACAGCAGCCGUGUGUGACCAAGUGUGUCCCACAGCAGCAGUGUGCCACCAAAUGUGUCCCGCAGCAGCAGUGUGUGACCAAAUGUGCCCCACAGCAGCCGUGUGCCACCAAGUGUGUCCCACAGCAGCGGUGUGCCACCAAAUGUGUCCCACAGCAGCCGUGUGUGACCAAGUGUGUCCCACAGCAGCAGUGUGCCACCAAGUGUGUCCCACAGCAGCAGUGUGCCACCAAAUGUGUCCCACAAGAGCCGUGUGUGACCAAGCGUGUCCCACAGCAGCAGUGUGCCACCAAGUGUGUCCCACAGCAGCAGUGUGCGACCAAGUGUGUCCCACAGCAGCAGUGUGCCACCAAGUGUGCCCCGCAGCAACAUCAAUCAGGUGGAGUGAAAAUUUCGAGUCAUUCCAAAAAGUACUGCUCUGCGUCCAAAUGGCCCUGGUAA
Grus americana (Whooping crane) is the source of this 1485-nucleotide messenger RNA. RefSeq names its product keratin-associated protein 10-1-like. The coding region runs from base 40 to 1485 and encodes 481 amino acids. Lineage: Eukaryota; Metazoa; Chordata; Aves; Gruiformes; Gruidae. The record is from RefSeq and is a predicted model, not a curated record. The transcript has 2 exons.